Messenger RNA from Habropoda laboriosa, 817 nucleotides. RefSeq lists its product as uncharacterized. The record is from RefSeq and is a predicted model, not a curated record. Lineage: Eukaryota; Metazoa; Arthropoda; Insecta; Hymenoptera; Apidae. Gene Ontology annotation, cellular component: ciliary basal body. Bases 53 to 817 code for a protein of 254 amino acids. Gene Ontology annotation, biological process: regulation of cell projection organization. Gene Ontology annotation, molecular function: cytoskeletal protein binding. The transcript has 5 exons.
AUAAUAGAAAGAUUUUUUUAAAAAACAUUUAAACAAACUUAAAUUGAGGAAAAUGGAAGGUUUUAAAUAUGUCAUUCAAAAACAAGAACAACAAAAAAUAUGUUUUGGAUCAGGAUGUCCUCGUGACACUUCAAAAAAGAGUAUGAGUCCAUUUAUGAAGUAUUAUACAUUAGAAGAUCAUUCAAAUGUGGCACCAAAUUCAUAUAAUGUCUUAAAAUCGUUUAAAGCAAUUAAAACUAAGCCUUGUUCUCAUAGUAUUAGUAAAACAGGUUACAGUGGAAUUGCUAGAUUUAGUAAAAAAAUUGAAUUCAAUGAUAAUUAUCCAUCACCAUCAGAUUACAACACCUCUACAUUUCCGAAACAAGUACAUAAAACAAAGUACCCAUUUGACUGUAGCAGCAAAAGGAAAACAUUUGUGAGCAAUACAAUUCCAGGUCCAGGAAUGUAUGUUAGCACUGAAAAGGGAAGUAUUACAUUUGAACAUAGUUUUGGUGGAAGAGUGAAAAUGAAACUUGGAGUUGAUCUAAAAUGUUGCAGUCAAAAUUCAGACUUUUGCAAACUAUGUGGUAAAAAAAUAACUGGUGAUUACUGGCAUUUAAAAAAUGAAAUAUUUUUAUGUAGAUCAUGUAAAAACAAAGAAUAUGAAAAAGAAACAAAAUAUAAAAGAAAAGAAUUAAAACAAUUUCAUAAAAUACGAGAUUGUUCAAUUAUACAUCAACAUGAAACUACAACUGCAAAAAUAUGGUUGAUGCAUCCUACAAGUGCUGCACAAUGGAUACGUAGGGAAACUUAUCUUUCUGCUUAUUUUAAUGAAUAA